Molecule: messenger RNA, 5194 nt
Organism: Bombina bombina (fire-bellied toad)
Lineage: Eukaryota; Metazoa; Chordata; Amphibia; Anura; Bombinatoridae
Gene: RAP2C
Product: RAP2C, member of RAS oncogene family
Exons: 4
Coding region: 383-934 (183 amino acids)
Biological process (GO): negative regulation of cell migration; Rap protein signal transduction
Cellular component (GO): plasma membrane
Molecular function (GO): GTP binding; GTPase activity; GDP binding
Source: RefSeq, a predicted model, not a curated record
UUUUAGAUUUUUCGUACACUUCCUUCCGGAGGUUCCGGGCUCGGGCGUCGGAUCGGGGAACCACCCUGAGCAGGGAGAUCUGCUGUUGGGAUUAAGACCACCCCAAUGUGUUUCUGUCCUUACUUUACUUGUUACUGGACACAGAGGUGCAGCCGCUUGACUUCUGCGGACUGAAAAGUAGAAGCAGCUGAUCGCAAUACUUGCAGAGUUUGCUACAAAACCAGGAAGUCCUUAUUUUUAUUUUUUUCCCCCCAGUUUGUCAACCAAACAUCUAAAGUUGAAAGAGGAUAUGAAAAACCUAAACCCCAAGCCAGCAUUGUAACCUUCUCCUCACGUCUUCUGUUCUGUUGCAUGUACUGUGAGACCCCACAAGUUCGGGCCCAUGAGGGAAUACAAAGUGGUGGUGUUAGGCAGUGGUGGGGUUGGGAAGUCUGCUUUGACUGUACAGUUUGUGACAGGCACUUUCAUUGAGAAGUAUGAUCCUACCAUUGAGGAUUUCUACCGCAAGGAGAUUGAAGUGGACUCCUCACCCUCUGUGCUGGAGAUCUUGGACACAGCAGGCACAGAACAAUUUGCCUCCAUGAGGGAUCUCUACAUAAAGAACGGUCAAGGUUUCAUAUUGGUGUACAGCUUGGUCAAUCAGCAGUCAUUCCAGGACAUAAAACCCAUGCGGGAUCAAAUCGUGCGAGUCAAGAGAUAUGAAAAGGUUCCUCUCAUCCUCGUCGGGAACAAAGUGGACCUGGAGUCAGAGCGAGAAGUUAUGGCAGCUGAGGGUCGCUCACUGGCUCAGGAAUGGGGCUGCCCUUUCAUGGAGACUUCGGCCAAGAGCAAGACAAUGGUGGAUGAACUGUUUGCUGAAAUUGUACGGCAAAUGAACUAUGCUUCUCUGCCUGAAAAACAGGAUCAGUGUUGUACCACUUGCACUGUUCAAUGAGAAACUCAAAGAAGGACCUCAAACAUGGCCAUAAAGAGCAGAUAACUCAGAGGAAAUUUGCACAGCUACCGCUUUGGAGAACAUAACCGCCCAGGUUGCAGAUCUGAGCCUUGAUAAAACCUGUCUGUACAACAGCACAUUGCCAUACAUAUCAUCGAAUGCUUAGGGUGUGUCUUUUACACUUGCAUACCUUCAGCAGCUGUGUUUAGCACAUUAACCACGAGUUAGCAUCUUUUUUUUUUUUUUUUCCUUUCAGUUUUUAAAGCUUUCUUUGUUCUUAUUAACAGUUAAUAUGCAAGUUCAUUCUUCUUUAUAUAUAUUUUUUUUUUUAUUUUAAUUGAUUUGUGAACAUGUAUUUAUUAAAUACUUAACUCAGUAUUACCUUCUUAACGCCUUUUUAAAACAUUUUUUUAACCGAGGAUAAUUUUAGCCUUAAUCACAUGGUUACUGCUGUAUAUUACCUCACAUCUGCCCUUAAUUUGCUAGUUCUCUUCUGAAAGUGGUUGGCGAAUACUUUGAGACUAUGUUUACGUUUUAAGUGUCAAAUGAAGCUGCUCAAAAUGCCCCCGCUUGUAGCGCUCUUAAAUAUUGUGGCCUGCAUUGAUUAAGUAAUGUUACUGCAAGAGAUACCUAUAUGCUUGAAAGGCCAUGUUUGCAAACCUGUACUAGUGAGUAAUUCACACUGGUGUGUUUGAAGGCCAAUCGAUGAGGCAGAACUAGGACUUAUCAUGGGCCACUAAAUAUUUAAAUGAGUUGAUUUUGGUCUCAUGAUGUUAUUUUAAUCAGAUUUUUCAGUGAGUUAAUUCUUGCCAGUCAAUUUCAUCAGUGGGGGUUGUUGUGUUUUUUUUUUUUUUUUUUGUUUUUUUUACUUUAGCAAGUAUUUAAGCAACUUAUGUUCUUGAUUUCAGCCAAGCUUGCUUCACAUCGCCAAUUGUAGGCAUAUACUGGCUCACAACAGGUCAGUAUUGGGCUGUGCAGUUGAGUUUAGGGGCUUGUUAAAUCAAUGGCACAAAAGUUUUAUGAUUCACCCAGUUUUCAGAGUCACCUUGCUGUCUAAAGACUAAGGCCAAGCGACAAUUAAAAGGAAAUACAAGUUGUAAAGUUCCUGCCACAAAACAGUCACAUGUGGGAAAGUGUUUUAUUCACAUCUGUGGAUGAACAGGAAAGAGUGCUCAUUGAAAUAAUGAUUAGUAUAACUUAACGUAACACACACUCAGGCUUUACAUUUUGAGAUAAUCCCUCUACUAUAAGGACGUAAACCACAUUUUGGAGAUGUCUUCACAGUUAUUAAGGGAUAACAUUUCAUCACUCUGGGUGUUUACUACGACAUACAAUUAAAAUGUUUCUGAUUGCUAAUAUGCUUGUGCCUCUGAUUUUUUUUUUUUUUUAUGGGCUUGUGUGUGCCCCUUUUAUGGAAACCAGUGGUUCUAAUAUAUAUAUAUAUAUAUAAUUUCUUUUAGAUUCCAAUUUUUUUUAUUGAUUUUUUUUUUUUUUUCAAAGCUUAUUGGUCAUCUGCCUUUAUUAUUCUUUAGGAGAGCAUUGUUAACUUUUUUUUUUUUUUGUAAAGUAAUGACAUUUUGAUUUGCUUCCCACCUGUGCACAUUUAAGUCUAUUGCAAAUAAAAUUAUUUUAUUAGUUCGUAAUAGUUGUGUUUUUGAAUCAGCUUGUUUACAAAUAAAAAAUUAAAAAAACACCUGCACAAUUCUGUGUACUCUACCCAGAUUUCUGUCCCUCAUUAUGAGCUGAAUUUAGUCCCUGGUUUUUGCAAUGUGAAAUGCCAGUGACACAAACCAUAUGUGCUUUAAGCAGUCAGUACCAGGAUACUUAAACAUGAUAGUAAGCCUUUAAAUCCAAAGAGGCCCUAAUUUUACUUUUCAUAGUUGCCUGCAUCAGGUGAGAUUCCAACAACAGCAAAAGUUUUCUCAAACUGGCCCUUUCUGGCAGCUUAGGGGUUAAAUUGACACUCAAUAUUAGGUUACAUUAAUAUAGAGUGUUUAUUUUUCUUAUGUUUUGUGAUGCAUAUAGAAUAAGGGGACACCCCACUUUUUUUUUCUGCACAAUAUUUAAUCACUGAAAAGGUAUUUACCAAAGGCUCAAAAAGCCCAAUUUAUCCUCUUGGCAGCAAUUUAAAUUGAGAGUCUGCAUAACACCUGCAGCAGCCAGUGUUUGACUCAAUUACACCAUUAUUGAACUUGAUAUUCUCUAGAAGGUAUAUUUGACUGUGUAAUGGGUUUAUAAGAGAAUUGUUAGUCUAGCAAAUUCCUGAGAUACUGUUCUUCUCGAGUAUCUCAAAUGGUGUGUUUCUUUUCAUAGACCAUAUUAUUAAUUGACAACGUUGAUUAAUAAUAAUGUUAUUACCCUAUCAUGUACUACAUAAGUUUGCAAAAUCAAAUCAUUAAAUCCAAUCAUAAAGUAGGCCACUGUAGUGACCACUAGGGAUACUGUAAAGGAAACAAGCUCUUACAAAAAGCAAUAAAAUAACUUUGCUGUAAAACUCACAAUGUAUUUUCUGUUUAACUCAAUACUGAUGCAAAUUGAACUUGCUCUAAACUGACUUGCAAAAUAUUUAGAAAACUGCUGAUUCAUAAUUGACAAAUAUCCAAAGUGAAUCUGGACUUCUUGUAUAUUUUUGAGUGGAGUAGUAUUUUGGAUUUGUUAGGAUUUUGGAAUUUUUCUUUGAUAUGAAACUCUUGUUUCAUGUUUGUUUUUUUUAUGGUAAGUUUUUUAAUAACUUUGUUUCCUCCUCCUUUCCUUUGAGUCAUAGAAAAUUGUGUAUAACCAGAGGCAAAUGUUCAUGUAAAAUGCACUUUACUACCAAGUUUAACCAAAUCAUGGGUAGCUGUUAAAAUGCAUUAACUGUUUGUAGUGCACAUGGGAAAAUACUCUUAAAAAGACACACACAUGUAAGCAAUAUUUGUAAACCAUUUCUUUUUUUUUUUUUUAAAUGAUUGUGUUCUUUAUAAUUUACCAAGUCAUAGAUGGUGAACCUUUUUUAUGAGAGCAUGUUUAAAUUAUUAAUCUACUAAAAAAUAUAUAUUUUCACAGGCAGUAUUGUGGUAGCCCAUGGCCACGGUAUACUGUGUGCCAAGAAAAACAUGGCAAGGUUCCCCACUUCUGAAUUAUGAUAUUUGACAUACUCAUACUCGUACCUCAUACAUCAGCUGAAGUCCGAAGCAUUGAUUUGCAGCACUCCAUUUCCUGCAUUGCUAGGAAACUGGCAUUUGUGAGCGUAAAUAUGUCCCUGCAGAUAUGAUGUUGGUAUAUACCAUCUAGUCUUAGUGGAACUUAAAAGCUCUCUAACACAAGUCCAUAUGCAUCACAAGAAAUCACAGCUUCAGAGAUUAAGCCAAACAUAAAAUUUAGUAAUCAUUUAUGUACAGGUUCUUACUUUUGUAGGAAAAAUUAAUCUCUGAUAAAGCACAAAAUCAAGAAUAUGUUGAUUUAGCUCCAGAUGAGAUUUUUCUGGGUAUCCUAUUAUAAGAUGGAUGUGUGCAGUCCUUUUGCUUGUGCUGCCCUAAGAUGAUGAUGUAUUUUGUUAAUAAGGUGUUAAUAUAUUUAAUGACACAUUCAGGCUUCUUUUCCUCACCGUCUCUUUACAAGGUGAUGUUUUUGUUGUUCUUUGUUUUUACCCCUAAUUUAGCUAUUACAUUUUUCUACUAAUGUAUUUUCUUACAGUACUCUUGUCAUGUUCCUUUUUUUAAGGGAUUUUUUUUUCCCCAUGAGACAUUUAUACCUCUUAACAUUGCUUCCUAGUUACAUUCCAGCAGAAGAUUUCCAGAAAUGUUUUACCUAUGUUCAUUAACAUUUGCUGGUUUAAGGGAAGGGUCUGAAUUUUGCUGGCCUUGCCUAUAAUACAUUGGAUACGUAAGCUGAGAUUUAACUUUUUAGUACAUGGUUUCUUCAGCACAGUAAAUGGAAGAAAUGGACCAAAAGAUAUCAGAGCCUCUGGAUGAAUGUGCAUGUGGGAUUGCUGUUUGAGGCUGAUAUUUAUUAAUACAACAAAUGUAUUUUUAUGGCAUCGGGCUAGCAAGUUGCUCUACAAACUGACGGUGUUAAACUUGGACAUUUAACUAUGUAUUAAUUGCCGAUCUAGUAAAUUAACAGAACUGGGGAUAAACACAACCUCUGCAAAGCUUUGUGUUGGAAAUUCUGAGUUCAUUGUUGGCAUUUUGUAAAACAGCCCUACAAUUCACUCGUUUGUAAAGUUUAUUUUUUUUUAUAUAUAUAUAUCUCUAUAAAAUAAAUCUGUAUUACUGACAA